AUGACUGUCAGACCGCCGUUGACACCGUUCGGAUCAGCACUCGCUGGCGCGCUAGGUGCUGUCUUUUCAAAUGCUGCUGUCUAUCCCUUGGACACAGUCAAGACUCGCCUGCAAGCCCUACCAGCCAGCGCAAUCGAGGCACCCGUAGUCAGCUCGGAGGCUGCCAGGUCACAAAAGCGGAACGGCAAUAUACUGCUCCGCCUGCCCAACGCACUGCUGAGACGGCUGCGGAAAUGGCAGAUGCUCACCAUGCUCAUCCGGAUCUUGCGGACGGAGGGGUUGACCGGGGCAUUCAAGGGCUUCACGGCGAAUAUGCUGAACACAUUCUCCAUGCAAUUCGCCUACUUCUUCUUCCACACCUACCUCCGUACCGCCUACAUCACUCGCCAAACCCGUCUCGCCCGCCCGACCAGCCUCUCUACCCCCGCCGAGCUCGGUCUAGGCGCAGCCGCCGGUGCGCUCGCUCAGAUCUUCACUAUCCCCGUAGCGGUCAUUGCGACCCGCCAGCAACUCUGGGUACCUGCGGUCGGAUCAGCCAAGAACGUCAAGGAGCCAAACUUCAUCGAGACGGCUCGGGAGGUCAUUGCUGAGGGAGGUGUAUCGGCAUUGUGGACGGGUUUGAGACCAGGACUGGUCCUCACCGUCAACCCGGCCAUCACGUAUGGUGUAUUUGAGCGUUUGAAGACCUGGAGAUUGGCCGAGAAGGGCGUAGGAGCCAAGUUGGGCGUGGCGGAGGCGUUCUGGUGCGGCGUGUUGAGCAAGACCUUGGCCACGGUGGUGACAUACCCCUACAUCUUUGCGAAGGUACGGUUGCAAGCAAGACCUACGCCCAAGCCGAUCGCCGGCCAAACAUCCGGUACCGACGAUGCCUCAUACGCAGCUAUCGCCUCUGCUGAGCCGGCCGAGGGCUCUGCAGUGGUCGGACCAGAAGGAGAGCCCCACGAGAAGGUCGUGCACCGGCCCAUCCAUCCCGCUCACGCCACGGUGGACCAGCGCGGAGCGAUCAGUCUCCUCACCUCGGUGUACAGGGAGAAGGGAUUGGCGGGAUGGUACCAGGGUCUCGGGGCGCAGAUCACCAAGGCUGUUCUCUGCCAGGGUAUUCUCUUUGUCUCGAAGGACCAGUUUGAGGGCCAUGCUGCGCUCAUCCUAGAGUUCCUCUCGCGCUUGAGAUCGCGAGUAUGA
Molecule: messenger RNA, 1182 nt
Organism: Dioszegia hungarica
Lineage: Eukaryota; Fungi; Basidiomycota; Tremellomycetes; Tremellales; Bulleribasidiaceae
Product: adenine nucleotide transporter
Exons: 5
Coding region: 1-1182 (393 amino acids)
Source: RefSeq, a predicted model, not a curated record